CUUUGAUUCUGCUCACGAAAGUUUGAUUGUUUCUUAUCAAGUACCGUAGUGUUUACAAGUAGUAUUUCUUAAGGAAAAUGGAUUCGAAUGGAAAUGAAAAACAUUCGUCAGAAAAUAGUAACGUCACUGAGGUGACCGAUAAGGCAGAUUCGUCACACACAUUCCACCAGGUGUUCCUUGUGGAGGACAAUGACUGGGCGUCCGGAGAACAUGGAGGAGACGUGAGUGACCCUUUGAAUGUGGAGACACAGGAGGACAGUGAUGUAAUUUCAGUGCACAGUGAAGUUAAUGUUAAAAUAGAAGAAACAGACACCGAAACCUCACCGCCUGUUAAUGGAACGAGGGAAAGCAGUUUUAAGGAGACGGAGAAUCACAUCCAGGUGGAAGACGAUGAAACAUUCCCGUUGUUGUACCCGAAGAUUGAAGGAAUCAAGACGGAGGCGGAAGAUGAGCAGCCGUCUCAGCUCUCGAGGUUUGAAGAGAUGCGGGAUGCGAGUGAUUCAGCUUCUUCGAGAACCUGGUCUUUGGAGCCAAAACAUAGAGGAGAAAGGGUCCCCCUGGCAGGACAUUCUGAAGCACUGGAGAGAGAAGGGGAGCAUGGUUUUGCUGCCUGCGAUAUCAAGACAGAGACUUGUGAACAGAGUGAUAAUUUACAGUGGAGAAAUAAUCACACUUUUAGCAAUAUUUCAUUAAGUUAUUGUAUUCCACAGGACCCUGAAAAUGGAAUUCCCCAGUUUUCCUGCAGUUCUUGCUCAGAGACUUUUCACACUAGGUAUGAGCUAACCAAUCAUGUCUUCAGUCAUAUUCCAGAUGCACAAGUGCCAUCACAAAUAUGUAAAACUUGUGGUGAAGUUUCACCUGGACCGGAGCAUCAGCACGAUGUAUCACAAGGCCAGAAGCAAAGAACCAGUCAAAGACAACAUAAUGGUAGCCAGUUUCUAGAUAAGUACGCAUGUAAUGACUGUCCAAAGAUAUUCCGGUACAGAGGUUCCCUGAGGCGGCACAUAAGGAUUCAUCACGGGAACUUAGACAGAGGUUCCGCAGUUAAGGCUCACAAGAGUACACUGAGGAUUAGUUGUGCAGAAUGUAACAAGAUGUUCAGAACGAAAACUGAACUGAGAGUCCAUAUUCGGUCACACACUGGCGAACGUCCAUAUUCCUGUGGCGUUUGCGGCAAGUCAUUCAGCCAUAGUAGCAAUUUAAAAAUACACAACCGUCUUCAUACAGGUGAAAGGCCCUACAGUUGUAUUGCAUGCGGAAAAUUUUUCAAGUCAGUUGGUGAGCUAAAAUCCCAUUCACUGGUUCAUGUAGUUACACGUCUAUUUAGUUGUGCAGAGUGUGGGAAAUCAUACAAAACUGGUCGUGAUUUGAAGGUUCACUCACGUGUUCACACAGAUGAACGGCCUUACACCUGCAUUCAUUGUGGAAAGUCGUUUACAGGAAAUAGUCAAUUAAAGAUUCAUUCCAGAAUCCACACUGGUGAGCGACCAUACAGCUGCAGCAUAUGUGGAAAGGCGUUUAAAUCUAAUGCAGAGCUAAAAUCUCACCAUCGCGUGCACUCAGAGGAAAGACCAUACAGUUGUGCCGAAUGUGGGAAGUCUUAUAAGACGAGUAUGGAUUUAAAGUAUCAUUUUCGCAUCCACAGUGAGGAAAGGCCAUAUUGCUGUGAGCAGUGUGGAAAGUCAUUUAAAGCAAAUUUUGAACUCAAGUCGCAUUUCCGUGUUCACACAGGAGAACGGGCACACGUUUGUGCUGAGUGUGGUAAGUCUUUCAAGACACGACACGAGCUGAAAUCCCACUCACGUGUACACACUGGUGAACGCCCGUAUACUUGUGGUCAAUGUGGCAAAUCUUUUACUCAGAUUGGCAAUCUUAAAAUACACAAUCGGGUACACACUGGUGAACGACCAUAUAAGUGUCCAGAAUGCGGUAAGCUGUUUAAAACAGGCAGUGAACUGAAAUGUCACUUACGAGUGCACACUGGUGAACGGCCUUACUCCUGUUCUGAAUGUCAGAAGGCAUUCAAAACAAAUGGAGAGUUGAAGGUUCACUUCCGUACUCAUACAGGGGAACGACCAUAUAGUUGCAACGAGUGCGGAAAGUCCUUUAAGACUAGCAGCGAAUUAAAGUCUCAUUCACGUGUUCAUACAGGUGCCCGGCCCUAUACUUGUCCUGUUUGUAGGAAAUCGUACAAAUCAAGUUAUGAAUUAAAGUCACAUUUGCGAAUACACUCAGACGAACGCCCCUAUAGCUGCAUUCAAUGUGGAAAAUCGUUCAAAGGGAGUGGUGAACUGAAGUCUCAUUCACGGAUUCACUGUGGCAAACGCCCUUACAGCUGUAUUCUUUGCAGGAAGUCAUUCAAAACUAAUAGAGAACUAACAUUUCACUUUAGGGUUCACACUGGUGAACGGCCAUAUCACUGCAAUGUCUGUGGGAAGUCCUUUACUCAGAGAAGCAACUUGAAAGUGCACUUCCGCAUACACACGGGAGAGUGUCCUUACAAGUGUCCCGAGUGUGACAAGUCAUUUAAAUCGACUACAGAGCUAAAAGUUCAUUCUCUUGUCCAUACUACCGAGCGACCAUUCAAAUGUACUGCAUGUGAGAAAGCCUUCAAGUCGAAAUCUGAGCUAAAAGUCCAUUUCCGUGUACACUCUGGUGAGCGACCAUAUAAAUGUACUGAGUGUGAGAAAGCUUUUAAGACGAGUGGUGAAUUAAAAUCACAUUCGUAUGUGCACACAGGGAUACGACCAUACAGUUGUAUUAGUUGCGGGAAAUCAUUCAGCUCAUCGAGUAACCUUAAAGUUCAUAUUCGUGUUCAUUCUGGUGAACGACCAUACAAAUGCAGUGAAUGUGAGAAGUCUUUCAAGUCUAAGGUUGAACUUAACAUACAUUUUCGCAUUCACUCUGGUGAAAGGCCAUAUAAAUGUACUGAAUGUGAGAAAUCCUUCAAGUCUAACAGUGAGCUUAAAUCCCAUUUCCAAAUGCAUACUGGUGAACGUCCGUACAGUUGUAAUGAUUGUGGAAAGUCAUUUGGUUGUUCAAGUAAUCUGAAAGUUCACAUCCGUGUUCACACAGGAGAGCGUCCGUAUGCUUGUAGUGACUGUACGAAAACAUUCAAGACAAAUGGAGAAUUGAAGAUUCAUUCUCGGAUUCACUCUGGUGAACGCCCGUAUACAUGUCUGGUAUGUGGGAAAUCAUUUAAAGCAAGUAGUGAGCUCAGAUCUCAUGCACGGACACACAUAGCUAAACGCUAUCAUAGUUGCCCUGCUUGCAGGAAGUCAUUUAAAACAAGUCGGGAACUUAAGUUCCAUUAUCGUGUCCAUACGGGUGAACGUCCUUAUUGGUGUGCCAUAUGUGGUAAGUCCUUUAGCCAGAGUGGUAACCUCAAGAUUCAUUUUCGCAUACACACAGGCGAACUACCAUUUAGCUGCUCUGAGUGUGGAAAAUCAUACAAAUCAAAUACAGAGUUGAAGAUACAUGUGCGCAUUCACACGGGAGAACGUCCAUACAAAUGUAGUAAUUGUGAAAAAACAUUCAAAUCGAAUAGUGAACUAAGGUCUCACUGCCGCAUCCAUUUAGGCAAACGACCAUAUAGGUGUGCUGUUUGUGGAAAAUCGUUUCAGAAGAGUCGCACUCUGAAGAUCCAUUCUCGUUCACACUUAGGUGUAUGCUCGUAUGUGUGUCGAAUAUGUGGAAAAUCAUUCAACUAUCAAAGUAACCUAAGACUUCAUCUCCGUAGGCAUAUUGGUGGUCAAGUACAUAUCUGUGAGGAAUGUGGUGAGUCAUUUGAGACAGUUGGCGAACUCAAGACUCACUCUGACAUACAUGCAGGGUUGUUGGUCCAGCAAGGUAUGUGGGAGAACUUGUGUAAAGUUUGGAAAGUCAGUGAGAGCUAGUGACAGAGUUGAAGUCGCUCAGUAAGGGUCUCAAUACCUCAGUCAGUGAGAGCUUUGCCCACUUCUGUGGGAGAAUGGUGCAGGUUAGCAUUUGGUCCAACCUACAGAUUUAAUUUGUCAGGAAAUUUUAUCACUGUUUGCCUGUACAUUAUCUGUAUUAAAGUCAUCCCACAUCUUGCAUACAGUACCCACAUUAUGAUCCCUUUAUAAAUAUAUUAUAAUGCACACAGUGUAAUGUCUAUUUUACAGCCAUGGUUCAUUCGUGAACCUCCAUUUAUAAAUAAAUUAAGAAAAUUAAAAAAUCACUAAGAUGUGUGCCACACAGAUUAUAAACUUCUGAUGACUUGCAAGGUUUGUUUUUGGAUUGGAAACCUUUUUUCAAUAUUUGUAUGACCACAGAAUGGCUUUGUGUACUACCUCCUGUGUAAUGGAGGCAACAGUAAACCCUGUGUUCUCAGUCCAGUGUAGCGUGGUGUGUCUUCAGUUAUGAAAGAGGCAGUGAUGCUUGUGUACACCAUUCCGUCUGUCAACAUGCCUCGAAAGGGCUUUUAAAGUUUUGAGUAUAAGUACACAAUCACAUCAUGGCACGAAGCGUUAUCCACAUGAGAAGUUGCCUGCCUGAUUGGCUUGCACCAGAACGAAGUCAUUCAAGCAUUAAGCUGUUAUUCUGAGACAGUGAACAUUUAAGAUCUGUUUUGUAGUAGUCACCUGUGGUCAACAAUACUAACUGACGAUUGGUGCCUACAAAUUAUGUCCCACUGGUACUUACAGAAAUGUGUUAGAAAUACACACUGCAUGUUUGGAGGCAACUGGAAAGGCUGUGUCACCUCUACAGCUGCCUCUACACAAUUGACUUGGCCUUUGAGUGUCAAUUACAAACGACAGGAUGAAUCCCUCCCAGCGCUGUGGUGUGCAUGGAAGGUCGUGAGGGGAACUCCCGUAAUGGAACCCAGAUCGACGGUGUCUGCACUGAUGAGUGCAGGUUUUGUCUGGCACCUGAUAAUUGUUGCAGGAGGGUGUGGAGGCAGUCAGUUACAUUGUACAUCUUACUCGCUCACUUCUGCAGGUUCAGCAUUGAGUUUGUUUGGUCACUCUCUGACCUAUCACAUAUGGAUGUUGGAUGCAUCUGCUUGCUAUUUAUGAUGAUUUCAGCAAUGUGAAGUACUGGGACUAGAUCCACUGACCUAUCGUCCAGUCCUAGAGUCAAUAUUUCAGUGACAGUUUCAUCUUUUGGGACAUUGAUGUACGAGCAUACUGUGCCCAAAUCGUGAAAAAAUGUACGAGCACUGUGCUCACCUCAUGAAGUAAUGUGUGAGCACUUGCCUCCAAGAGGUAAAAAUCGAACAAAUGGGUUGCUACAGUAUGUGCUGACAUGAAUCAAUCUGAGGAAGCUCUGGCCCAGUCGGAGCUUGCAAUGCGUCAUCAUAGGAAUCCCAUCACACACUGGAUGACCUCAGGAGACUGCCAAAGAAGAAUGGGACAGCCCCAAUCAACGGACUCUCGACCACCUCAUAAAGUGAACAGAGGUGAGCACGUUUAAAUGCAUGAUGUGGUACAACAUGGUGUUGAACAUUAUCUGACAGCAGGUUGUAAUUUCAUUCAUGUACAGUUUCUAAGAGACUGCCUUUAUUUUUUGAUUAUUUAACAGUCAGAUUAUUCCUUUAUGUUAGUGAGGCUUAUUUUUCAUUCCUUCUCAUGUUCACAGAACUAUGAGUGAUGCAAAACAUUUUUGAGCACUUUAAUAUUUAAUAUAUUAUGUUCUAGCCAGUUCUAUUCGUGGUUGGUUUCUAGGAAGAAUGGGUGUUUGCGUACUAUGAGAUUUCUGUCUAAUAUUGUCUUCCUCAUCCCAUGGUAGCAGUAUGUAAGGGUUAAAGAGUAUGUAUAGAUUUUGACAUAUUUAUAGCUAUUUGUCAAAGAAUGUU
Molecule: messenger RNA, 5818 nt
Organism: Schistocerca piceifrons (Central American locust)
Lineage: Eukaryota; Metazoa; Arthropoda; Insecta; Orthoptera; Acrididae
Product: zinc finger protein 721-like
Exons: 7
Coding region: 78-3896 (1272 amino acids)
Biological process (GO): regulation of cytokine production; negative regulation of transcription by RNA polymerase II; regulation of immune system process
Molecular function (GO): RNA polymerase II cis-regulatory region sequence-specific DNA binding; DNA-binding transcription factor activity
Source: RefSeq, a predicted model, not a curated record